Molecule: messenger RNA, 3612 nt
Organism: Closterium sp. Yama58-4
Lineage: Eukaryota; Viridiplantae; Streptophyta; Zygnematophyceae; Desmidiales; Closteriaceae
Source: the annotation of a GenBank genome assembly
AUGCUUGCCGCGACGUCGUUCGGGUGGGUGGCCAAGCAGAUCGACCUGCUGACGGGCGACAAGGCUCGAAGUGCGGUGAGCAUCGAGAACAUCAAGAUCAAGGGUUUGAGGUCGCUCCGUGAUAGCAUGGUCGAGUACAUCUGCAAUCUCAUCGCCGAAAAACGAUCUGCGCCGCCGACUUCAGGAGCCGUCGGACCCGCCGACAGUGCGAUUGAUGACGACGGCGCGGAAAGUCAGACGGCGCCCCAAGCAGCAGCUGCCGCCCAGCACCAGGUGGAAUUGCCGGUGUCCGCGGAAGGAGGAACCGGUGGAGGAGGAGGCGACGAUGUGGCAGAGGGGGAGGAGGAGGACGAGGCGGUGAAGCAGAAGGUCGAGGAGGAUGACGAGGAGGAGGAGGAGAAGGACGAAAACAAAGAGGUGGAGGUGGUGGAAACGAAGGAUGAGGCGGUGAAGGACCAGGAGGGGGUGGAUGACGAUGUGCAGUACGAGCUGGAGUACGCCGACGGUACGGUUGAGGCGGUGGGGUCGGCGGAUGAAAAGUACGAGGAAGCGGAGGAUGGCGAAGCGGGUAAUGCUACGAGGUCGACAGAUGGGGGGAAGGAGAAGGAGGAGGGCGGCGUGGAGGCAACGACGGAAAAGGGCCAGGAGGAGGCGGCGGCUGUCGAAGGUGGGAAGGUGCCGGUCGACGCCGGCGAAGGGGCGAACAUCACGGGCGUGCAGGAGACAGGGGAAGCAUCUGGUCGGCACCUUGCUGAACUGGACGACGUCGACGACACCGAGAAGUAUGCGGCGGAACAGCUGCGAAACGCGACGGCGGGCAUGUCGAAGACCAUCACGGGCGAAGUCACCGGCAGCUUCGACGAAGCGUUGAAGUCAAUGAAGACCUUCGCGGAAGAGGCGUCGGCGUGGAUGGAGGACUUCGACAAUCCGGUGGGACAUGUGGCAUGUGCACGCGCGGAAGCUGUCGACGCCAUGGCCGAGCACGUGAACGGGGUGGUGAGCGCAGCGAGGCGGGGUUUGGAGCUGUACAUCACGAAUCAACUAUCCGCCGCGCAGGUCAACAUCGCCACCGCUGUGACCUCCAGGCUCCCCGUGCAGCCGCCGCCACCGCCUCAGCCCACGCCGCCCGCCCUCCCGGAAGAGCUCUUGAAGUCACUCAAGGCCGACAUCAUGAAGACGGUGACGGAGGCCACCCAGCAGUCGUUCGUUGCUUCCGGGAUGAAGACGUUGACCGGCACUGUGGCGCCUGGUCGAUGUGGGUCGUCGCCGUCGGCCAAUGACGCCGAUCACGCGCAAAGGAGGGCGGCCAACAAGCAGGGCCAGAAGAGGACGGGCGACGGUGACGACAAGAAGAGCGCGAAGCGGAGCAAGGGAUCGGACGGGAGCCGCGGCACGAAGCCUCCUGCUCAGAGCGUGGUCGACCAGUUGAAGGCGAAGGCGGGGUGGACGGUGUUGAGGACGUCGAACAGGAAGGGAGGCGGAAGCGGGGGAACAGAGGGUGGCCCUGCCAACGGGGUCGCCUCUGACGUCGCUGCACCGCCUGACCCGCCUUUGGUCGCCGAGCAGAUCCAUCCUCAGGCGAGCGGUGGGAAAGGCACGGCCGACAAGAAGGUCCCUACUGCUCCGGCGGCGAUAGAUGGCGGCGCCGGAACCACCAAGGGACCCUCCGUCGUGGUGGCGGCCAAGGGCAACGCGAAGGCUGCUUCUGCUACCGUCGCCGGAACCAGCAAGUCGAUUCCCCCUCCAGCAGCCCCGUCUGCCGCCAAGGGCGAUGCUCCGGCAUCAGCUAAGGUGCCCGCCGGCAGUAACACGCUAAGGGAGAUGCUCCGCCGCAUGGAUGCACAUCGCAGGGACGUGCAGCAGCCUCCCGUGGUCGACGCCGCCCUUACCGAAACAGCACGUCGCUCCGUCACUUCGCAGGUUGCCGGCAAAUCGUCCGGUGCCCCACCUGCCGCGCCUCCGGUCGCCGCCCCACCGAUCGCGGACCCCAAGUCCGCGUUUCUUCGCGCCCAUUUAGGCGCACGCAAAGCGGCAGCUCCACCAGUCACUCAGCCGGAACCCGGCACAAGCGCGACGCCGACGUCGGUAAACACGACCGCACCCACACCAGGUACAGCUGUGGUCGAUGUGGCGGCGGAGAAGGGUGUGAGUGCAGCGCUAGCCACCGGCGGCCGAGCUGACAGGCAUGCCGACCUCGCUGCCGCUCUGGCCCAUUUUAAAGCAGCAAAACGCCCCGAGCACGGCCCUGCCCUGGCCAUCAUGGACACGGCGCAUGUGGAGCCGUCGGCGACACACGGAGGGGGUUCAGCGGAGCAGACGGCUGCAACGGGUGCUGUCGCCGAGAGAAAUGCGGGACGGAAGGGGAAGAACGACACCAGGAAAGGGAAGGCGGUCUCUCAGAGGAGCACGCGGGCGAUGUCGGUGGGGAAGGAGAUGUCGGAAGAGAAAGGGAAGAAGCCGGCAGGGAAACAGGACAAGACGGCCGGCAAGGGUAAGCCGGCGAAGAAGAAGGCGAAGGCAGAGGAGGUGGAGGAGGAGGAGGAGGCGGACGAGGCGGGCGGCGAGGGAGAUAAAGAGCAUGGACGCCGGGGUCAUGGCAUCCGCCGAGACAGGUCCGGCGACAGGCGUGGGUGGGUCGGCGAGAUUAAGGUAAACGGCCAGAAUCGAUACAUCGGCAAGUCGCGGGAGAAGAUGGAGCUGGCCUACGAGCACGCGAUUGCGUACUUCGUCUACGACGGCUACGUGAGCAAGGUGCUCAUGAAGGAGCUCACCGCCUUGAAGCCGGGAGAGUUGGAUGAAUGGAAGGCGGUGUGGGAGGAGGUCAAGUUCCUGCCAACCGGGAUGUGGACGGUGAUGUGGGCCAGAGGCUUGUGCCAUCCGAGAGCAAGGUUCGACGACAUACUCGGCAGGUUCCGUGGGUACGCGAGUUCGGGUGAUGCGCUUCAUGACGUGCUCUGGCCGGCGAUCUGGUUCCCCAUCAUCGAAAACACGGAGGAAGGCAAGGAGGAGACAAACGCUCUCAUGUCGGCGAUGGCAAAUCGCGUGUCGAUGUGCGCGGCGUAUGGGAAGGUCGCGGCGAGCGCGGCGUUUGGGAAGGCGUUAGCGGCAUCUGCAUGCGCCCUCUGGUGCUUCGUCGAGACGGGGGCGUCGGUGCUCGGUGCUGUGGGCGAAGGGAAGGCGGCCGCGAUGGUGGCAGGUGUGGGGGAGGAGAGGGCCGAGCACUUCAAGAAGGUCAUGCACGCGGUUAUCGACUUAGCACGCAGUCGGCAGGCUCCCCUGGGGGAGGUUGCACAUAACGUCGCGCCAGAGCUGCAGCGCCAUGCAGUGGCCAGGGCCUUCGAGGCGGGAAUUGAGGAAGUCGAGGCCGACAUGAUCGCAAGAGCGACGGUCGAGACCUUGGCGUUCUGGGGAAUGUGCCCCGUCGCCGGGCCCAAGCUCAAAGAGCAGGGCAUCGAUGUGCCGUGUGACGCGAAGAUGGAGUACGAUUUGGAGCACAGGGGGAGGAAGGGUGAGAAGGUCAAGCAGGCCAAGGGCAGCAAGAGGAAGAAGACGCAGGCGGGCAAGCAGGCCAAGGACAGUACAGAUGCGGUUUCGGCGGACGGAGGUGUUUAG